Ornithodoros turicata is the source of this 798-nucleotide messenger RNA. RefSeq names its product cuticle protein 10.9-like. Bases 117 to 578 code for a protein of 153 amino acids. The record is from RefSeq and is a predicted model, not a curated record. Gene Ontology annotation, cellular component: chitin-based extracellular matrix. Lineage: Eukaryota; Metazoa; Arthropoda; Arachnida; Ixodida; Argasidae. Gene Ontology annotation, molecular function: structural constituent of chitin-based larval cuticle. The transcript has 3 exons.
GUGUCGCACUAGUAACGUCACACUUUCCAAAUCGUGCUUCCAUUUCGUAUAUAAAGGCUGGGACCGCAGUGUAUCAUCACCUCAGUUUUCUACCAGCAAGAGGAACUUCCACAAAGAUGCUCGUCAAGGCUGUCUUCCUCGCCGUCGUGGCUCUCGCCGUCGCACAGGAGAACUAUCCUCCUCAGCCAUACAGCUUCAACUUCGACAGCACCGACGAGUUCGGCACCCGUCUCUUCCAGUCUGAAUCUGGUGAUGAGGGCAACAGGAAGACCGGCUCCUACGGCUACGUUGAUGCCAGCGGCGUUCAGCGUACCGUGAACUACGUCGCUGACGAGAACGGUUUCCGUGCCACCGUCGACACCAACGAGCCAGGAACCAAGGCCGAGUCUCCAGCCGAUGUUCAGCUCAACGCCAACCCACUCCCCAACCCAGAGGUUGGUGCCAAGCCCGUCGCCGCUGCUGUCCACACUGUUCACGCCGUUCACGCCGCUCCAGCAUUCCACGCCGUCCACGCCGUCCCAGUGACCCUCGCCCACGCUCCACUCACCUACACUCUUGGCCGUGCCAAGAGCCGUUAAAAUAUGAUCUAGGGCUGUAUGUACCAUCCUAUUUGUGUCGCAGUUGCGACGCUGGGGAGAUUGGCAUUCUGGGGAAGCUAAAUUGGAGAUCCUGUUGCAAGGACCACACGUGCUCCUGUCAUCCUACUGUUGUCUUGUCUUCAGCCUUGACAAUCUUUGUCCAUGUUCACCUCGUCCCCCUCUUCUGUAUAAAAAAUAAAGCAUAUGUUGAUAACCACAA